AUGGCACACCGCCACCUUCAGUAUGCCAUUCGUAUAUGUGUCUGUGGCGUCUUCCUUCUGAUUGCAGUAUUCGGCUUUCAAUAUUCUGUGGUUAGACCUCUGCUUCAGCCUGAUGAACUUCCACGCAGCGUACCUUUCAAAGGCACUGUGACGAAUCCUCGCAGCGCACACGCCUUGUUUGACAGUGAGUCCCUGCAGUACGUCCCACGUAGUGUUGUGCGCACUUGGAAGAAGCGUGGCUUCCUCAUUGUGCUCGGCAUCCCGUCCAUCGAUAUGGAUGUGAGGCGGAGGCGCCGUUACCUGCAGCGUACGUCGUGCUGGCGGUUCCCCGGUGUGGCGACGAGAGCAAACAACUUCACCGGUGCGAUGCUGGUGCUGUACGUGUUUGGGCGGCACCCGUCGCACAACUUCACGUACUCUUUGGCGCUGCGGCAGGAGGCGGCGGAGUGGCACGAUGUGAUUGCGCUGCCGAUGAAUGAGGGGCGCCCAUCGACCAACAAGACGGUUGGUGGUGGCCUCAAGUGGGGCAAUGAGGCUGAGGUUGGGCUGAGCCGCAAGGUGUUCCUGUGGUUCGACAUGGCGCUGCGGCUGUUCCCGACUUCGACAUACUUCGCGAAGGGGGACGACGACACGUUCCUGCGCGUGCCGCAGUACCUCGCCGACCUGCGCUCACUUCCUCGCCGCGGGGUGUAUUGGGGGGUACCUGUCAACGCUACUGCGCGAAAGGGAAAUGUUACUCAUAAGUUUGAUUACUUUUAUGGAAUUAUUUUCACUCUUGCGAGGGACGUGGUGCCGCAGCUUGUGUCGUUUGAGCCUGUGCGACGGCUGGUGCAUGUGCCGUAUACCAAGAGGAAUGAGAGAGAGUUUCUCUUCUACAAUAUGCAAUACGAGGAUGUGAUGGUGGGGCAGAUACUACGGCUGGAGGUGCGAUACUCAGCAUUGGUGGUUGUGGAAGAUUGUUGGUACCGUUUUCAUGCUGGGCGAGACCGAACAGGGAAGCUUCGAGCUACAUUUAUGUCCGUUGUACUUCAUAUUCCACCGGAAGAUAGCUAUGGGAAACUAAUGGAGCUGUUUAACAAUGAUACGUUGCCAAGCACAGUGCUUUGGAAGUGGCAGAAUACUGGGCAUAUUAAAUUCUUUUGUUAA
This is a messenger RNA of Trypanosoma grayi, 1146 nucleotides long. Its product is annotated as UDP-Gal or UDP-GlcNAc-dependent glycosyltransferase. Bases 1 to 1146 code for a protein of 381 amino acids. Gene Ontology annotation, molecular function: hexosyltransferase activity. The transcript has a single exon. Lineage: Eukaryota; Euglenozoa; Kinetoplastea; Trypanosomatida; Trypanosomatidae. The record is from RefSeq and is a predicted model, not a curated record. Gene Ontology annotation, cellular component: membrane.